GCAUUCACACAACACAGUACCCACACCUUGGCCAAUGGCCAGAAUAAAGGACUUCCUAUCAGUGGAACUCAGUCAUAUCAUCCAUUCACAGGCAACCGCAAGGUGUAACUGGAGCGGCUGUUGAGUUGAAUGGAGUUCAACCGACCCAAAGCUCCAGGGGGAGGGCCUGGAGAUGGAGAGGGAGGACAAGUUGUCCUGAGCACACUGAUUGAACUCCAGCCUGCGAGGAGUGAACGGAAGCUUGAAGAGCAUGGAGGGCUGGGAGGGCUGUCUUCAACCGACACCACUAACGCAGCCAAGACGGACCCCAGAGCCCCUGCAGGACGAUCUGGAAAGGUUGACUUGUACUCAUUCCACAGCUCCCCAUCUUCAGACAGCGAGGAGGAGGAGAAAGGCAAGAAGGAAAAGAAAAAGAAGCUGAAGAAGAAGAGGAAGAAGAAGGAUUCCAGUUCAUCCUCUUCCUCCUCCUCCUCCUCCUCCUCUGACAGCAGCUCUUCAGACAGUGAAGAUGAGAAUAAGAAGAGGAAGAAGAAGAAGAAGGCAAAGAAAGAAGGUUCUGGGGAUACUAUAGUACAUGAUGCAGCCUCCAUAUCUGAGCCUGGGCUCGAAUGCGUCACUGAUCUAAACAACGAGGAAACAAAGAAGAAAGAGGAUAACUCAGGCUCGGACAGUGAAGAGGACAAGAAGAUGAAGAAGAAGAAGAAGAAGAAGAAGAAGAAGAAGAAGAAGGAUUCCAGCUCCUCUUCUUCAUCUUCCAGCUCAUCCUCCUCCUCAGACAGUGAGGAGGAGAAGAAGAAGAAGAAGAAGAAGAAGAAGAAGAAGAAAAAGGAUUCCAGCUCCUCAUCUUCAUCCUCUGAUAGCUCUUCAUCCUCCUCAUCCUCGGACAGUGACAAGAAGAAUAAGAAGAAGAAUAAUAAGAAGAAGAAGAAGAAGAAGAAAAAGGAUUCUAGAGGUUCUUCUGACAGCAAGAAGGGAGAAGAGGCAGACGGACAGGGCAAGGAUGAGUGCAGCUGUGCUGCUGGCGUUUCAACAGCUGGUGAGGAGGGUGCUGGACUGGAGGGUACCCUGGGACAGAAAUUGGGCAAAGGGGAAAAAAAGAAAGACAAGAAGAAGAAGAAAGACAAGAGAACGGACAAGGGCUCUGCGUCUGAGAGUGAUGACGGUGACAAGUGCAAGAAAGACAAAGCAAAGGAGGGUGGUGCAUCAGCUGAAUGGAUUUGUGGCAGAGAUUUUCCUGAAGGAAUGGAAGCUGGAAACCUGAGUGAUGACGAGAGAGAAGGAGGCAAGGAGAAAGAGAAGAAGAAGAAGUUGAAGAAGAAGAAGAAGGACUCUGGCUGUUCAUCAUCCUCUUCAUCCUCGGAAAGCUCUUCCUCUUCAGACAGCGAGGAUGUCAAAAAAAAAAGAAGAAGAAGAAGAAGAAGAAGAAGAAAGCUGAGGAUUCCAGUUCUUCAUCUUCCUCCUCCUCGUCUUCAUCCUCCUCCUCCUCUUCAUCCUCUUCCUCUUCUGAUAGCGAGGAGGAAAAUAAGAAGAAGAAGAAGAAGAAGAAAAAGGUGAGAAAGCGACGUGUUG
This is a messenger RNA of Oncorhynchus gorbuscha (pink salmon), 1569 nucleotides long. RefSeq lists its product as uncharacterized. The record is from RefSeq and is a predicted model, not a curated record. NCBI's taxonomy places the organism in Eukaryota, Metazoa, Chordata, Actinopteri, Salmoniformes, Salmonidae. The coding region runs from base 130 to 1554 and encodes 474 amino acids. The transcript has 17 exons.